Molecule: messenger RNA, 955 nt
Organism: Vigna radiata var. radiata (mung bean)
Lineage: Eukaryota; Viridiplantae; Streptophyta; Magnoliopsida; Fabales; Fabaceae
Exons: 4
Coding region: 112-594 (160 amino acids)
Source: RefSeq, a predicted model, not a curated record
ACACCUCCUUCACUUCCACAUAACACAUCCUUCUUCUCAAUUUCAGCCUUUCACAACCUUUUAGCCUUUCUCUUUGUUCCUUCCAACCAGCUUUUUUCCUUGUCUACUUAUAUGGCUAACGACCAAAUGAAGCCCAUUGCCACCCUUCUUUUGGGGCUCAACUUCUGCAUGUAUGUCAUAGUUUUGGGCAUUGGUGGAUGGGCCAUGAACAGAGCCAUUGAUCAUGGCUUCGUCAUAGGCCCAGGAUUUGAUCUACCUGCUCAUUUUUCACCCAUAUACUUCCCAAUGGGAAAUGCUGCCACUGGAUUCUUUGUAACAUUUGCUUUGAUUGCUGGAGUUGCUGGCGUUGGAUCAUUAAUUACAGGAGUCAAUCAUGUCCGUUCAUGGACUUCUGAGAGCUUACCAUCUGCAGCUUCAGUGGCUUCCAUUGCAUGGGCUCUCACUGUUCUUGCCAUGGGUUUCGCCUGCAAAGAGAUCCAGCUUAACGUCAGAAAUUCUCGCCUGAAAACAAUGGAGGCUUUUAUGAUUAUCCUUUCUGCUACACAGCUUUUCUACAUAGCUGCUAUCCAUGGUGCUGCUUCAAUCAGGAGAUAAAUUUGAGAGUAUUGAUGUGAAGCUGUGGUUCUCAUUGUUUAUUUAUUAUUUUUCUACCCUCUUCUUUUUCUGAUUUAUUUAUUUUUUCUUUUCAAACGGGUGCGAUUUAUUAAUUACAUGAAUGGAUUUGUAUUGAGUAAGAAUAAGUUGUGUACAAAAGUAAAGAACAUCUUCUAUACCAUUUUCUUAUUUACUUUCUUCUUGAAUAUUCCUAGAACGCGUUAUGUCGACUACAGAGUGAUAACGAUAGAAAGCUAAAUUCAUUUUAGCUUUUAAUUUUCUUGUCUUACACUAUUUAUUGAAAGGAUUAUCCAAACAAAAAUUUUGAUACGGUUUUAAAAGCACCAACAAACUAUAGAAU